Babesia microti strain RI is the source of this 2028-nucleotide messenger RNA. RefSeq names its product mRNA (guanine-N7-)-methyltransferase. Lineage: Eukaryota; Apicomplexa; Aconoidasida; Piroplasmida; Babesiidae. The coding region runs from base 1 to 2028 and encodes 675 amino acids. Gene Ontology annotation, biological process: 7-methylguanosine mRNA capping. Gene Ontology annotation, cellular component: nucleus. The record is from RefSeq and is a predicted model, not a curated record. Gene Ontology annotation, molecular function: mRNA 5'-cap (guanine-N7-)-methyltransferase activity. The transcript has a single exon.
AUGGGUAAUUUUCGUUUGGGAGGAGAUAAAAUAAUAUCAACAAGCUCUACCCUCUCCACUCAUGAAAAAUUAGUAAAAAUAUUCAAUGAUAUCUUCAAUGAGCAGGUUGGCAAGUGGGAUUCUCUAAGUUUUGCACAUGGAUUGAACAUAACAGCAAGUAUUGGUUAUUUUAGAGGCUUUACCAGUUCAAAUAAAAUCAGUUUGCCCAUUGAAACGGAUGUUGUACUCCAGGAAAAUCCUAAUGUCAUAUUCAACUCAAAGGUGCCUCAAGAUAUUUUGAAUGCGUUAUAUACUAGAGUAUUUGCCGGACGAUCACAACAAUUUGAACUAAAACCGUUGGCUGAAAGGGUUGAAGUAUUGGAGAAUAAUCCUAACACUUUUCACACAAUUGUCUAUAAGUCACUCCUAAAUCGAAAUAGUCCGUAUGGUUUCGAUUGGACGAAAUGCGUGAGGAGGACAAUAUCAACUUGCUCGGUGUACAGGCCUGCAAAUUAUCACUAUAAAAUAACGGUAGAUAAGGAUGAACUCCUAAACGAUUCUGAGCAAAAAUUGUUGUGUAAUAAUUAUGUUGUAAAACUAUUUAAACCAUACGAAUUUAGGGUUUCAAAGGGUUUCGGGCCAAUUUGGAGAUUGUGUGUGGUGGAGGUGUUUGAACAAGUAGACGACGAAGAUAUUAUGCAAUUGUUUAGCAAUGAUACGAAAAACGAUGCAAUUAAAUCUCAUGAGAUGGAUAAUGAUAAUGAUGUAAAUACAGAUAAACAACUACCCAAUAAACUAAUAGAAAUUAUACAAAAUCUAACACAAUAUCACUCAAUAGAAUUAUAUUUGGAUAGCAAAAAUUUACUUAAACAAUGGAAAAGGUUACAAUUGGAGCAAAUUAAUCGAUUUACAGACCUAAUUUGGAUGUAUGAAAGAAAUAUUAUCAGUUUGACCAAUAUAUUCACAUCUAUCCACUGUGAAAACUCUGAAAAUGAAUUUGGAUCUGGAGAUUUUUAUCCUUUUCUAUUCGGUGAUCAUUCACAGGAAAUUCGAUUUCAUUAUGAUACCAAAAGGGUGCUUAAACAACAAGGUUCUGCAAUUGAAUCGCUUAGAAAACAUAAUAAUAUGGUGAAGAGAGGAUUAAUAUAUGUUUUUGUCAAAAAAAAUAGUAGGGUCCUAGAUUUAGCCUGUGGUAGGGGACAAGAUUUGGAUAAAUAUUCAUCUGUGGGCAUCAACUAUUUAGUAGGCAUAGAUAUAUCUUCCCGGGAGAUUCAAGAAGCCAGGAGAAGGUUUAAUCAGAGAAAAAAUUCAUUCUCCUUUACUGCAGAAUUCCACCACGGCAAUCUACUUGAUUCCAAAACAUAUACUUCCUUUCUCUCUGGUAAAAAAUUUUCAUUAAUCUCCAUUCAGCUCGCAGUGCAUUAUCUCAUUUCUACAAUAGAUUCAUUGAAUUUAUUUUUAAAUAAUAUACUGAAUUACAUGAGUGAAGAUGGUUAUUUCAUUGGUUCCACAGUGAUGGUGGAAAGGCUUGUUGAUGGAUUGGUGGAUGAGGUGUGUGGUAGGGCUUAUAUCAAGGGCAACUCCAUCUCAUUCGGUAAUUCAAUAUACAAUAUAACAUUCUCAAGUGAUACAAUGGAACAAAUUGCAUCUAAUAUCGAUUUAUCUGGCCCAUCGGAGACUGUUAAACAACAACUGUCAGAUUACCUUAAUAACACAUUCAGUAUCGCCUAUACAUUCUCUCUAAUUGAGUCUAUUGACGCCAAUGAAUAUGUUUUACCAUGGAAAAGAAUUGUGAAUGUAGCUUCUCAGAUGAAUUUGAAACUUGUUUGCGAUUCUUCUUUUGACGAAUAUUUCGACUAUUUGCAAAUUGAGACUAAAAGUGGUAAGCCUGUGUAUCAGGAUUACCAAUUACACCUGAAAAGGCUGAAAAAAAAUCCAUUGUCACAUGAAGAGAUUGAGGUUUUCAGGUUGUACAAGGUGUUUGUUUUUAAGAGGUUAAGUGAAGUAGAUCGGUCUUAUCUAGGCGGCGUAUCCAUUAGGAAACCUUGA